Molecule: messenger RNA, 4877 nt
Organism: Hyla sarda
Lineage: Eukaryota; Metazoa; Chordata; Amphibia; Anura; Hylidae
Gene: DLG1
Product: discs large MAGUK scaffold protein 1
Exons: 26
Coding region: 507-3329 (940 amino acids)
Biological process (GO): neurotransmitter receptor localization to postsynaptic specialization membrane; chemical synaptic transmission
Cellular component (GO): postsynaptic density membrane; neuromuscular junction; neuron projection
Molecular function (GO): kinase binding
Source: RefSeq, a predicted model, not a curated record
GGGGGAGCUGACUGAGAGAAAGACGACAAGAAGAAGAAGAAGUGGAGGGAAAGGAAAUUAAUGAGAAGAGAAAAGGCGUCUGUGGAGAAUAACUUUUUGGUUGCAGCGAGGAUUUGUCACCCCCCGCGGAGGAGACGACAAGUUGCCCUCAGCCCCUUCACCAACUACUUUGUCCCGUCUCCGCUUUCUCCACCCCCGGCUGGAGUGAGAGGCACAGAGCACAGCCGGGGCGCUCCUCGCGUUACUUGUGCUGGAAAUCCUGGAGUUGGGAACCUCCCUUUCAGAGUGCUUGGAACAGUCUCGGGAGCGGCAUCCCGCAUAGUACCGGACUUUUCCACUGCUGCACCGUGGGGGGGUUAAGGAAGAUUGUAGGUGUCCUCCUGCUCGGGGAGGUGCGGUACUUGGGACACCAGGCGUUAUUUUGUGGACUGUGCCACUGAGGGGUCCGGGGGUUGGCAUCCUCCUCCUGGCAGCCUGUUGGUGUGUGUGUGUCAGGGGGUGGCACCAUGCCUGUCAGGAAGCAAGAUACUCAACGUGCUCUGGACCUCUUGGAGGAGUAUCGCACCAAACUGAGCCAAACCGAGGAUAAACAACUCAGAAAGUCUAUUGAGCGGGUCAUCAACAUCUUUCAGAGCAACCUUUUCCAAGCUUUGAUUGAUAUUCAAGAAUUUUAUGAAGUGACCUUACUAGACAAUCCAAAAUGUACUGACAACUCCAAGGCACGUGAACCAGUAUUGCAUGUGAAUGCAUGGGAUCUUUCCAGCCUUCCCAGCUCAACUGUAACUACAGAAACUUUGCCAAGCAGUCAGAGUACAGAGAAAUAUCGUUACCAAGAUGAUGACCUUCCAUCUCAAGAGCCAAGCUCUCCACAUAUCUUGAGUGAGGGAAGAAGUCCAGAGUUGGUACACGUUUCUGAAAAGAAUAUAUCGCAGAUUGAGAAUGUCCAUGGACUUGUGUCUCAUUCGCAUAUUUCUCCUUUAAAGUCCACAGACGCUGGUGUUCCUUGCCCUCCCAUUGUCCCUGUGAUCCCUGUUAUACCAGUCCCUGCUGAGAACAAUGUCAUUCCAUCUUCCACUCCACAGGCAAAUCCCCCACCUGUGAUUGUAAAUACAGAUAACUUGGACUCUCCACCUUAUGUGAAUGGAACUGAUACAGAUUAUGAAUAUGAAGAAAUUACACUUGAAAGGGGCACAUCAGGGCUUGGUUUUAGCAUUGCUGGAGGUACUGAUAAUCCACAUAUUGGAGAGGAUACAAGCAUUUUUAUUACAAAAAUUAUUUCUGGUGGUGCAGCAGCUCAAGAUGGAAGGUUACGAGUUAAUGACUGUAUAUUACGGGUGAAUGAUGUGGAUGUACAAGAUGUGACACACAGUAAAGCGGUUGAGGCAUUAAAGGAGGCGGGAUCCAUUGUGCGCCUAUAUGUAAGAAGAAGAAAGCCAAUAACAGAGAAAAUAAUGGAAAUAAAGCUUGUUAAAGGCCCCAAAGGUCUUGGAUUCAGUAUCGCUGGUGGUGUGGGAAAUCAGCACAUACCCGGUGACAACAGUAUUUAUGUCACAAAAAUCAUUGAGGGUGGUGCAGCACACAAAGAUGGCAAGCUUCAGAUUGGGGACAAACUUCUUGCAGUGAAUACUGUGUGCUUGGAAGAAGUUUCUCACGAAGAAGCUGUGACUGCUUUAAAAAAUACGUUAGAUUUUGUGUGUCUCAAAGUAGCAAAACCUACCACCAUGUUUAUGAAUGACAGCUAUGCUCCACCAGAUAUCACAAACUCAUAUUCUCAACAAACAGAUAAUCAUAUCAGUUCACCUGGAUUUAUUGGACAUCCAUUACCACCGUCCCCUAGCCGAUAUUCUCCUGUCCCGAAAGGAAUGCUUGGAGAUGAUGAUGAUGAUUUAACGCGGGAACCACGGAAAAUUAUGUUAUUUCGAGGUGCCACAGGGCUAGGCUUCAACAUUGUUGGUGGAGAAGAUGGUGAAGGAAUUUUUAUUUCAUUUAUCCUUGCAGGGGGUCCUGCUGAUUUAAGUGGAGAGCUUAGGAAAGGGGACCGUAUUAUAUCGGUAAAUGGUGUUGAUCUCAGAGCAGCCACCCAUGAACAGGCAGCAACAGCUUUGAAGAAUGCUGGCCAAACUGUGACUAUUAUUGCACAAUACCGUCCAGAAGAAUAUAGUCGUUUCGAAGCAAAAAUACAUGAUCUUAGGGAACAGAUGAUGAACAGUAGCGUCAGCUCAGGGUCGGGCUCUCUCCGAACAAGUCAAAAACGAUCUCUAUACGUCAGAGCACUUUUUGAUUAUGACAAGACUAAAGACAGUGGCCUCCCCAGCCAAGGCCUUAACUUUAAGUUUGGCGAUAUUCUGCAUGUUGUUAAUGCCUCUGAUGAUGAAUGGUGGCAGGCGCGGCAAGUCACUGCAGAUGGGGAAAGUGAAGAGAUCGGUGUCAUUCCAAGCAAGCGCAGGGUUGAGAAGAAAGAGCGGGCGAGGUUAAAGACUGUGAAGUUUAAUUCAAAAGCCAGGGGAGACAAGGGGCAGUCAUUCAAUGACAAGCGUAAAAAGAACCUCUUUUCCCGAAAAUUCCCAUUCUACAAGAACAAGGACCAGAGUGAGCUGGAAACCAGUGAUGUUGACCAACAUGUAACCUCUAAUGCCAGCGAUAGUGAAAGUAGUUACCUAAUCUUGAUUACAGAUGAGUAUGGAUGUUCACAAGGUGGUCAAGAAGAGUAUGUUUUGUCAUACGAACCUGUCAAUCAACAAGAAGUAAACUACUCCAGGCCAGUAAUUAUUCUUGGGCCAAUGAAGGACCGGAUUAAUGAUGACUUAAUCUCUGAAUUCCCUGAAAAGUUUGGAUCAUGUGUCCCACACACCACUCGUCCAAAAAGGGAUUAUGAAGUAGACAGACGAGAUUAUCAUUUUGUCACUUCUCGGGAGCAGAUGGAAAAGGACAUUCAAGAUCACAAAUUUAUUGAAGCUGGGCAAUACAAUAACCACCUCUAUGGCACAAGUGUUCAGUCUGUACGAGAGGUUGCAGAAAGGGGCAAGCACUGCAUACUUGAUGUAUCCGGCAAUGCAAUUAAAAGAUUACAGAUAGCCCAGCUCUACCCAAUCUCCAUCUUCAUUAAACCUAAAUCUGUUGAAAAUAUUAUGGAAAUGAAUAAGCGACUGUCAGAAGAUCAAGCACGGAAAACCUUUGAAAGGGCAAUGAAAUUAGAACAGGAAUUCACAGAACAUUUUACAGCGAUUGUUCAAGGAGACACAUUAGAGGAAAUUUACAAUCAUGUGAAACAGAUAAUAGAAGAACAGUCCAGCACUUUUAUCUGGGUACCUGCGAAAGAGAAGUUAUGAAACAUGAAAUGAACUGCAUCAAAGUCCCCAUCACUGCCCGUACAUAUACCCAAUACCUUCUCCCAUAUGAACAGGCUCCAUUUCUUUUGGGACUGUUCUUGCCACUUAUUUGCUGCCGUUCCUUCCACCUUUUUACAUUGUCAUAUUUUAACUAAUAUUUUAAUUAUUUCCCAAUUUCUAUUUUUUUUUGUGUGUUUUUUUUUAAAGGUGGAACGGCCGGACCAGUUAUUAAAGGUUAAAAAAAGUGGCAACAAGUGGCAAAAUUCCUUAAUGUUUAAGGGAAAAUGACAAAUGCAUUUUAAGGAGAAAAAAAAAAGCUUUAUAGACAAUUUUCAGAAAAUAAAAUACAUGAAAUAAGUGGUCUUAACUAUAUUGUGAGCAUCUUUGCACAAUUUCGCUUUUAAUAGCACGGUUUGGCCUAUGCAUUUCAUUCUCUAAAUACUGUUUGACUUGAUAUGGUUCUCUACAUAGGCAGAAGUUUUUAUUUGAAUUCCAUUGCUGCAGCAUUAGUAUAUACCAUCCUGGAAUAGAAGGAAUAAUCUAAACUCUUCAUUGUAAUAAAGUUUUUUUCAGUUUUUUUUUAUCCCAGCAUUCUUGCUAGGAAUGACACUUUACCUUGGUAAAUCAUGUAUCUGUAACAAAAUUUAACGGUCUGAAUGUGUUUUUUUCUUUUGAAGAUCACCUUUAUGAAAUGAAAGUAAAAACUUCAGGUAAUUAACAUAGCCUCUUGAAGAUCUGCUCAUGUAUAUAAACACUAAACGAGAACGCAUUAUCUCUUCAUCUCUUGGAGAAUUGGAUUCAUAGACUUAAUGCUGUAUGUUUAUUCUUAGAGGACAGAUUUUAAUAUUUUACCCACAAUAACUGCCUAUUUUGUUAUAAUAAAAUAUUAAACUUUCUUUAAAAUCUAACUAUGGAAGUACUUUUCUUGCACACGUGCAUAUAUAUAUAUAAAUAUAAAAUAUAUAUUUUUCUUUUAUCACAUCCAUGUUUUAAAUUUUUUUUGGGGGGGAGGCGGGAUAGAAGUAUGAGGUAUAUCAUCUUUUAUGAGGUUUAUCAUCUUUUCACAAGAAUUAUGAACAAGACUUUGGUGGCUGUGUUAAUUGAUGCUGGGAUAAGAAAGGUUAGCUGAUUUAUUAAACCUAGGCGUGUUCUCCUCUCUUCUGAAGAGUCCCUGGUGUGUUAUUUUUAUGUAAUGUGCAUGUGUUUACUUUGUGUGGAAUUUGCCUAUAAUGGUCUUGAGUUUUUAUGUAGACCUACACUGAGCUGCAUGUGCCAUGUUCAUGACAACCUGUGUUUAGAUUCAUGCCAGAUUCUUCUUUUAGAUGGUGGGAAUUUCAAAGGAAGUUCUGGUCUUGGACAAGUACAUUGUUUGGUACUAAUUAUCCAUUGCUAGUUUUCUGGAAUUGUAUAUACAAAAAAAAAUGUACAUGCUUCUGAGAGCCUCACUAUACACCUACUAAAUGAACAUAGUUGGUAAUAAACAGGCAGCAUUAUUCAUUCCAUUUGUCAGAAAGAGGAGAACAGCUAAUAAAAUUUUAUUGAACAAUG